Molecule: messenger RNA, 981 nt
Organism: Microthlaspi erraticum
Lineage: Eukaryota; Viridiplantae; Streptophyta; Magnoliopsida; Brassicales; Brassicaceae
Source: the annotation of a GenBank genome assembly
AUGUCUGCCGCCGAAACUGCCGUGAUCCCUGCACCACCGCCUUCCGACAAGCCAUUCGGAAUCUCUCAAAUCAAAGCAUACAUUCCGGGCAUCCUCGACAUGACCAAGUUCAACUACGAUCUAUGGCGAGAACUCUUUGAGACGCAUUGCUCCACUUUUGGUGUUCUUGAGCACAUGGACGGUACAGGAAACCCUACUCCUGCGAUUCUGAAAGCAUGGAAAGAACGCGAUGGCCUUGUCAAGAUGUGGAUCUACGGAACUCUCUCCGAGUCCCUGCUUGACACAGUCAUCAUGGCAAAGUGCACAGCACGAGAACUUUGGAUCUCCAUCGAGAAUCUUUUCCGUGACAACAAGGAAGCUCGUGCUCUGCAAUUCGAUCACGAAUUGCAUACUGCAACCAUAGGCGAUCAGACGAUCCAUGAAUAUUGCAAGAAACUGAAAACCCUUUCGGACCUUCUUGCAAACAUGGACUCCCCGGUGACCGAUCGUGCCUUGGUUAUGCAUCUUCUGAACGGUCUCUCUGACAAGUUUGACAACAUCAUCAAUGUCAUCAAACACAAGGAGCCCUUCCCUUCUUUCUCUACUGCACGACCUAUGCUGCUUCUCGAAGAAGAUCGCCUUGCCAAACAAAUCAAGCCACAGCCAACAAACAACAGCAACUCCUCCACUCCAAACGUGCUUUACACGGAAACUGAUCCACCACCACAACACUCUUCUCCUCGGCCAUCUUUCCCUCAGAACAGAGGAUACAACAAUCGUGGCCGUGGCGGACGUAACAACAGAGGACGGGGACGCUACAAUAACUCGUGGCAGCAUCCCCCCACCACCGUGGUCCUAUGGUCAUCCCCAAUGGCCAAUGCCUUACGGGUUUUCCCCGUAUCCACCACAGCCCUCCUUCCCACCGCCUGCAACCAACUACUACCCUCUGCCUCCACAAUCAAGCAUCCUCGGUCCGGCUCCUCAGCCACAACCGCGCCAUGA